Gossypium raimondii (Peruvian cotton) is the source of this 2629-nucleotide messenger RNA. RefSeq lists its product as uncharacterized. The record is from RefSeq and is a predicted model, not a curated record. NCBI's taxonomy places the organism in Eukaryota, Viridiplantae, Streptophyta, Magnoliopsida, Malvales, Malvaceae. The coding region runs from base 116 to 2365 and encodes 749 amino acids. Gene Ontology annotation, cellular component: cytoplasm. The transcript is spliced from 6 exons. Gene Ontology annotation, biological process: post-transcriptional regulation of gene expression. Gene Ontology annotation, molecular function: mRNA binding.
UCCAUAGCCCCAGCUUUAAUGGCGUGAAGAGAGUAGAAAGGGAGAGUGUAUGUAUAUAAAUUUCUACGGUUCUUAAAAAGUAACCGUAUGUGAUGUGGUCUCCUUCAAUCUUUGCAUGCUUCACCAACUCUUCAAACAAAGAGAAAACCCAAAAAUUAAAUUCAUUUUUCAUAUCACUGAAACUGCAAUUCGUGUAAUUCAUAUUGUUCUUCACUCAAAGAAAACCAACCCCAAUUUUUUCUUUUUUUUUCGAAAUCUGAGCAAAACCCGGACGAUAAGAAGUGCCAUAGCUGAGAUUUUGGUGAAGAAGAAGAAGAAGAAAGAUAGAGGAAACAUGAAGGACGAUGAGGAGUUUGAAAUGUUGUUAGAUGAGAUCCCUCAUGCAACAUCACAUCAUCAUCAUCAUCAUCAUCUGCAAAAAAAACAUGAUGAUAAUAAUAUUCAUCAUCAUGUGAAUGGGUCAUUUCAUGGCAUGUAUGGUCUUAUGUAUGAUGGUACAUCAAGUCAUUAUCAUAAGCAUACAUGUGUUUCUCCUGUAAGCGGUUUCUCUUUACACUCAGAUGGUUCUUCCUCGAGUCUGUUUUCUAAUGAUGGACAGCAGUCUUUGUCUGAAAAUGGAUCACCAACUCCACCGGCAUUAGAGGACCUUAAGCCACACUUGCCUAAUGCACUGCUGAUGGAUUCAGCUGUUAGGAACAAGGGUGGCAGUGAGGGUGGCUUGAUUGGUGAAUUGGGUCUUUGUAGAAACCGUAGUAAAAUGUAUAUUAGCAACGAUCAAGAAAAAGUUGAUCCCAGUUUUAGAGAUUUUGUGGGAAUUCAACCCACUGUUCCAAUGAGUGUUCCAUUGAGUUUUAAUGGUGGGUUUAAUAUGGCAUUUUCCAACGAUGCUUUGGGUUCUCACCAGGGAAUGAGUUGUUUGAAUGGUGCAAUGAGAUCUCCAUGGCAGAAAGGAGAUUCUGUAUUGAAUUUAAGCACUUCUUUGAGUAAACUUUCAGUGAAUGAUGCUUUGGUCCAUGGUUCUCCCAGGUUGAUUCAAGCAACCCCUCGUGUAAGUGUUGAAAAUCUGCUACAUCAUGGGCUACCAUCACCAUCCAAUGGGAUGGUUAGAGCACAUUCUAAUGCUAGAAUCCCACAUGAAGGUCUUGAGGCUUUUGCUACUGAGGAUAGUUUCAUUAUCCAAGGAAAGGGUUUAAAUUACAUGAUCAACAAGGGACUUGAUUGUUGUUCUAGGGAGCAAAACAAAGGUUCUCUGCAGGAGGUUGAUGCGAAUAAGCGUCAAGAAAGAAGGUCAUUGUCGUCACAGCUCGAUGGUUGGUCUCAUAUUGCAGCCGUUUGUGGAAAUGUUACGAAUGCUAAGUUAUAUAGCCAUUUCUCUUUGCCACCAAAGUGUAGCUCUUUGGCAGAAGCUCGCGGAUACGUAUACUUAAUUGCAAAAGACCAACAUGGCUGUAGGUUCUUACAACGGGUAUUCGAUGAGGGUUCCCAACUGGAUGUGCAAAUAAUAUUUAAGGAGAUCAUUGAUCAUGUGGUUGAACUUAUGAUGAACCCUUUUGGGAAUUACCUCAUGCAGAAGUUAUUGGAAGUGUGUAAUGAAGAACAGAGAAUGCAGAUUCUGUUAAUGGUUACUGAAGAACCAGGGCAACUUGUUAGAAUAUCUCUCAACACUCAUGGCACUCGUGUAGUUCAAAAGCUGAUCGAGACUCUCAAAACCAGGCAGCAAAUUUCACUGGUUAUAUCAGCACUUGAGCCUGGAUUUCUAUCUCUCAUCAAGGACCUGAAUGGAAAUCAUGUCGUGCAGCGUUGCUUGCAAUGUCUUAGCAGUGAAGAUAACAAGUUUAUCUUUGUAGCUGCUGCAAAGUAUUGCGUUGAUAUUGCAACUCAUCAGCAUGGCUGUUGCGUUUUGCAACGAUGCAUUAGCCAUUCAACUGGUGAGUAUCGAGAUAAGUUGGUUGAAGAAAUAUCCACCAACGGGCUUUUACUAGCACAGGAUGCAUAUGGAAAUUAUGUUGUUCAGUUUAUCUUGGAGUUAAAAAUCCCAUCUGCCACUUCAACUUUGGUUUCUCAAUUUCAAGGGAACUAUGUACACCUCUCAUCGCAAAAGUUCAGCAGUCAUGUGGUUGAAAAGUGCCUCGUGGUAUUAAAUGAUGAGAGCCGGUCAAGAAUCAUCCGUGAAUUGCUCUCUGCAACACACUUCGAACGGUUGCUACAAGAUCCGCAUGCAAACUAUGUUGUGCAAACUGCUCUCCGUGUUUCUGAGGGACCUCUGCACAACUCUCUCAUUGAAGCAAUCGAGUCCCGUAAGGCAAUCUCGCGCAACAGCCCAUAUUCCAAGAGGAUUUUCUCUCAGAAGCUUCUGAAGAAGUAAUGUAAAUUCUCCUUGUCUAUGCAAGAAGCAAGGUUCUGUUUUUUUUUUUUUUUUUGUCCUACUGGAUUUAACCAUAAAAGGCUCAUCAUUGCCUAUAACUAAAGCAAGAGUUUUUAUCUUCUCAAAGUUCAUGGAAUUGUCUUUCCAUGCACUCUGAAAAGAGUGUAACAAAUAAAGCAAUUUUUGCUUCAAAAAGUUGCUUUAAAUUUUGAACAUUGUAUUAUCCUGUUGUCUUUUGGUUAUCUCUAUGCAUUGCAUAUCAAA